GCUCAACAGUCCCAAGUCAGUCAGGAGUGAUAGGGUGACGAGAAUGGAGACCAAGGACCGCUAUCGAUUGCCUUACGCGCGUCUGUGGAUUGUGUCCGGUAUUUUUGUGUUCAUCGGGUAUGUUCUGCACGUCGUAGGUUUCGCUACUAAUUAUUGGACCGAUUUCGGGUUGUCAAAUAUUGGCUUGUGGAGAGCUUGUGUAAACGCUAUAGGAUGCGUUGAUCUUGGGACUAGCAAUUCUGACUGGUGGAAGGCAGUUCAAGCUUUAACUAUCAUCGGCAUCAUCCUCGGCUUCAUAGCGAUCAUCGUCUUAUCCGUUAUCAUAUGUAAACCACGCCACUACAAAUGGCGAAUAGUCGCUUAUUUGUGUGCAUUUUUUGCAGGCUCAUCGGUCAUCGCGGCUAUCGCCACCUGGGCUGCAUACGCAACACACCUUGGCUACUCUUUCGGGCUGUCUACAGCCGGUGGCGGCCUCAUGCUGAUUGGCGGCUUAAUCCUUUGUGUAGACCUGUGCAUUAACAGGGGCUACAGACGUACAAGACAGGUUCGUUACCCUCCACCGGAAAGGCCGCACUACGAGUCGAACUAUCCGCAGGAGCUUCGCGCCCCUCCGUAUGACGGCUAUAAGAAGCCCUAUCCCGUACAAGAGCCUCCACGUGUAUACGAACGGUACCCGGAUGACCACUACGACAGACCGGUGCGCGGACACAGAUAUGAACCGUCCUAUUACAAGAAUUACAAGAACGGGUAUGACCGAGGCGACCGUUUUGACCGCUACGAUACACCGCCGCGGAACUAUGGCCAUCAUUACACAGGUCGUACCACAUACAUUGCGUUCAAACCAGAGUACGAAAGGAAUACCGGGCGUUACGAUUAUAAUUAAUCAUUUUAGUUCGCAUGUCGUGUACGAUAAGAAAACAUAAAGUGGAUGUUGCUGUUAAAUGAAUGGGAAGAUACGUGGAAUAACAGCGGAUGUUGUGGUGAACACCAUCGAUAAUUAACUGGCCCAUGGUUAAAUAAAAGAACAACAAAGAUUCGAAGGUUCCUGUAAAUAUGAAACUGCUAAUGGUUUAUGUAAUCGCAUUUAUAUUUUUGUGCAUUUAUUAAAAUAUCUAUUUUGAGUCAUAUAGUGUAAAGCUCAAGUUUUUGUGUUCGUAGUUUUAAAUUGCAUAUACAAGUACACUAUAAAUAUUUCGUAUACGUUUUAAAAUGUAAACAUACAUCCUACCUACAAUGCAUAUACACUUUCACAAAUAUUAUUGUAUAUACUUGUUCAUUUAUGUACAUAUAUGUUUACCGGAAUUCGUUUGACAGGAUUUUUAUAUCAUACUUUUACAAGUAUAAUUUACUCAACUAUUUUACACGAUUAAUAUAUAUGUAUUAUUAUGUUACAAGAGAAAUAAUACUUAAUUUUAAUGUGUAUAUGUUGUUUUUUGGUCUUUUUAAUGUUGCCAUGUUCUAUGCUUUAUUGUAUCGUGCGUUUUACCGAAACGCAGAUAAAUUGUAUCAACAAAUAAUAAGCUUGGUCGGGUUUUUAAUAAUGUAUUCUCACUUGUAAGAUAUGUUUAAAUAUUGAUGAUGUGCAUUUUACAUCUGAAAAAACAACAACAUGGAUGCUGUAAUAUUAACAAUA
Messenger RNA from Dreissena polymorpha, 1633 nucleotides. RefSeq lists its product as uncharacterized. The record is from RefSeq and is a predicted model, not a curated record. The transcript has 4 exons. The coding region runs from base 44 to 883 and encodes 279 amino acids. Gene Ontology annotation, cellular component: plasma membrane. NCBI's taxonomy places the organism in Eukaryota, Metazoa, Mollusca, Bivalvia, Myida, Dreissenidae.